This is a messenger RNA of Didymosphaeria variabile, 1128 nucleotides long. RefSeq lists its product as uncharacterized. Gene Ontology annotation, molecular function: hydrolase activity, hydrolyzing O-glycosyl compounds; glycosyltransferase activity. The coding region runs from base 1 to 1128 and encodes 375 amino acids. The record is from RefSeq and is a predicted model, not a curated record. Lineage: Eukaryota; Fungi; Ascomycota; Dothideomycetes; Pleosporales; Didymosphaeriaceae. The transcript has 2 exons. Gene Ontology annotation, biological process: carbohydrate metabolic process; fungal-type cell wall organization. Gene Ontology annotation, cellular component: fungal-type cell wall.
AUGUACUCGUUCGCCCUGUCCGCUGCGGCGCUCCUCGCGAGCAGCUUGCUCCCCACCGCGUUGGCCCAAACCAGCACCACAUGUAACCCUCUGAGUGAGAAGAACUGCCCUGACAUGGCUGCGCUCGGCGGCAAUUCCACCUUUGACUUCAGCAAGACCUGGAAUCCGGAUGUCUGGGUUCAGAAGAACCAAGGAACGGUGGAACACACGGACAACUACACCGCUUUCACCGUGCAGUACCAGGGUGAUUCGCCGACUAUCCUAUCGUCCUUCUACAUCUUCUUCGGCCGCGUCGAGAUCGUCAUGAAGGCUGCGCCAGGACAAGGUAUCGUAUCCAGCGCCAUCUUGCAGUCCGAGUGCUUGGACGAGAUCGACUGGGAGUUCCUAGGCACAAACACCACACAUGCCCUCACCAACUACUUCGGCAAGGGCAACACGACCGAUUAUACGCGCGGCAAGGACUUCAAGAUGAAGAGCGCACCUCAAGACGACUACCACAACUACACUAUUGACUGGACCAAGGAGCGCAUCCAGUGGUAUAUUGACGACGAAAUGGUCCGCGAACUCAAGUACGAGGACGCACUCGGCGGCAAGAACUAUCCCCAGACUCCGAUGAACGUUCGCUUGGGUGCCUGGUCAGGCGGUGACGUCGAUAACAACAACAAGUACACCGUUGACUGGGCUGGUGGUCCCACAGACUUCUCAAAAGCACCUUUCACCAUGACUGUACAAACUGUCUACGUCCAGGACUACACUACUGCCAAGGAGUACAACUGGGAUAACAUGGACUCCUCUGGUGACUGGGAGAAAGUCGGUGUCGUCAAACUAGCGGACAACGAGAAGUCCACUACUAUGGAAGAGAUUGAGAAGCCGCACGGUGUCACGAACCGCUGGAGCGCGCUCUCGAAAACUGCCAAGAUCGCCAUCAUUGCCUCCGUUGCCGGUGCUGUCGCCAUCAUUGCUGCCAUCAUCCUCUUCUGCUGCAUCAAGCAGCGCCGUGCUGGUCGCAAAGAAUAUGCUGCGUACCAAGCUAACGUCGACAAAGAGGCCGUCGACCUCAUCCAGCACAGGCAGGACUGGCAAGCCUCGCAUACCGCUUCCCGUAUGAGCAAAUAUACGCGCAUAUAG